Messenger RNA from Haliaeetus leucocephalus (bald eagle), 1311 nucleotides. It is a transcript of the gene SMPD1, whose product is annotated as sphingomyelin phosphodiesterase 1, acid lysosomal. The record is from RefSeq and is a predicted model, not a curated record. Gene Ontology annotation, biological process: sphingomyelin catabolic process; ceramide biosynthetic process. NCBI's taxonomy places the organism in Eukaryota, Metazoa, Chordata, Aves, Accipitriformes, Accipitridae. The annotation marks the transcript as partial. Gene Ontology annotation, cellular component: lysosome. The transcript has 5 exons. Gene Ontology annotation, molecular function: acid sphingomyelin phosphodiesterase activity.
CCCCCGCCACCCGGCGCCCCCACCGCCCGCCUCCUCUUCCUCACCGACCUGCACUGGGACCGCCACUACGUGCCAGGCAGCGAAGCCGCCUGCCCCGACCCGCUCUGCUGCCGUGGCACCGUCCGCCCUGGUCCUGGCGGCGCCGGCUUCUGGGGCGAGUACGGCAAGUGUGACUUGCCGCUGCACACCAUUGAGGCGCUGCUGGCCCAGCUCCCCAGCGCUGCCCCCUUUGCCGCUGCAUACUGGACAGGCGACAUCCCGGCACACGAUGUCUGGCAGCAGAGCCGACAGGACCAGCUGCUGGCCCUGCGCACCGUCACCGGGCUGCUGCGCCGGCACCUGGGCUCCCUGCCUGUCUACCCGGCCGUAGGCAACCAUGAGGCCACCCCCGUCAACGCCUUCCCCCCGCCAUACGUGCGGGGCAACCAGUCCUCCGCCUGGCUGUACGACGCCAUGGCCCAGGCCUGGCAGGACUGGCUGCCCCCCUCGGCGCUGGAGACGCUCCGGGCUGCUGGUUUCUACACGGUGCAGGUCUGGCCUGGGCUGCGCCUCGUCUCCCUCAACAUGAACUUCUGCUCCCAGGCCAACUUCUGGCUCCUCAUCAACUCCACCGACCCCGCGGGGCAGCUGCAGUGGCUGGUGGGGGUCCUGGCAGCUGCCGAGCAGGCAGGGGAGAAGGUGCACAUCAUUGGGCACAUCCCCCCGGCCCACUGCCUGCGCAGCUGGAGCUGGAAUUACUACCGCAUCGUCAGCAGGUUUGAGGGCACCAUCACAGCUCAGUUCUUUGGGCACACGCAUGUGGAUGAGUUUGAGAUGUUCUAUGAUGAGGAGACGCUGACGCGCCCUGUCUCCGUCGCCUUUGUGGCCCCCAGCGUCACCACCUACAUCAACCUCAACCCCGGCUACCGCGUGUAUGAGGUGGACGGCGCCUACCCCGGCAGCUCCCACGCCGUGCUGGACCACGAGACCUUCAUCCUCAACCUCACUGAGGCCAAUGCGCCGGGGGCAGAGCCGCACUGGCAGCGCCUCUACCGCGCCCGCGAGGCCUACGGGCUGCCCAGCGCCUUCCCGGCUGACUGGGACCGGCUCAUCCGCCGCUUCCAGGAUGACGAGCACCUCUUCCAGCGCUUCUGGUUCCAUUUCCACAAGGGCCACCCGCCCCGCGAGCCCUGCCUGGCCGCCUGCAAGGCAGCACUGCUCUGCGCCCUCCGCACCGGCCGCUCCGCCGACCCUGGCCUCUGCCAGCCCCUGCGCCCGGCGCUGCCCUUCCCGCACAUCCAGGCGCUCUGGCAGCAGCGACGGCUCUGCUGA